Messenger RNA from Rhincodon typus (whale shark), 4600 nucleotides. Its product is annotated as abhydrolase domain containing 2, acylglycerol lipase. Gene Ontology annotation, biological process: sperm capacitation; steroid hormone receptor signaling pathway; acylglycerol catabolic process. The coding region runs from base 169 to 1464 and encodes 431 amino acids. Gene Ontology annotation, cellular component: sperm flagellum; sperm plasma membrane. Lineage: Eukaryota; Metazoa; Chordata; Chondrichthyes; Orectolobiformes; Rhincodontidae. The record is from RefSeq and is a predicted model, not a curated record. The transcript has 11 exons. Gene Ontology annotation, molecular function: monoacylglycerol lipase activity; acetylesterase activity.
CAGUGACUGCGGUCGGGGGGCGGGAUUUAACCGUUGCCGUGAGGGGAAGGUGCAGUUGGUGGUACUGCCCGAUGUUCGGUGUCGCUGGAGGUUCGGAGUCCAAGAACUGAACCUUGUUACCGGAACUGAAGUUUUGUUUUACAAGAGUGAAUAACGGAAUUCGCAACAAUGGCAGACUCGGAGAAUUUAAGGAUUGCUCCUGAAAUGCCAGCAAUGUUUGAUGGGAUGAAGCUGGCUGCAGUCGCUGCAGUGCUCUACAUCAUUGUAAGAUGUCUUAAUCUUAAGAGUCCAACUGCUCCUCCAGAGCUGACUUUCCAGGAUAACGCACUCUCUCGAUUCUUGCUGAAGUCAUGCCCGCUGCUGACCAAAGAAUAUAUCCCGCCCCUGAUCUGGGGAAAGAGUGGACAUGUACAGACAGCAUUAUAUGGUAAAAUGGGACGUGUAAGCUCUCCUCAUCCUUAUGGUCUCCGUAAGUAUCUCUCUAUGCCUGAUGGAGCGACUGCAACGUGGGAUCUUUUUGAGCCGUUGGCAGAGCAUAACACUGGAGAGGACAUUACUAUGGUGAUUUGUCCUGGGAUAGCCAAUCACAGUGAAAAACAGUAUAUCCGAACAUUUGUCGACUAUGCGCAGAAACAUGGCUACCGAUGUGCUGUUCUUAACCAUCUUGGUGCUUUACCUAACAUUGAGCUCACCUCGCCUCGUAUGUUUACAUAUGGUUGUACAUGGGAGUUUGGUGCCAUGGUAAAUUACGUAAAGAAAACAUUUCCUCAGACCCAGCUGGUGGUUGUGGGUUUCAGUCUUGGUGGAAACAUUGUUUGCAAAUAUCUUGGAGAGAAUCGAACCAAUCAAGAGAAGGUUCUUUGUUGCAUCAGUGUUUGCCAAGGCUAUAGUGCUCUUCGGGCACAAGAAACAUUCCUCCGCUGGGAUCAAUGUCGGAGGUUUUACAACUUCCUAAUGGCAGAUAACAUGAAAAAGAUUAUUUUGUUUCACAGAAAAAUUUUAUUUGGAGAAAAUGAGUGCAAAGCACCAAAUCCUCUGGCAGAUGUAGACAUUAGCAAACUUUAUACAGCAACUUCCCUGAUGCAUAUUGAUGAUAAUAUCAUGAGAAAGUUCCAUGGGUAUCACACACUGAAAGAAUAUUAUGAGAAAGAAAGUUGUAUGCACUAUCUUCACAAUAUCCAGGUUCCUCUUCUACUAGUGAAUGCUUCUGAUGAUCCCCUAGUGCAUGAAAGCUUGUUGACCAUCCCCCGUUCACUUGCAGAGAAAAAAGAAAACGUCAUGUUUGUGUUAACUUUACAUGGUGGCCACCUUGGAUUCUUUGAAGGAGCAGUACUCUUCCCAAAACCUUUAACUUGGAUGGAUAAGCUUAUUAUAGAAUACACAAAUGCCAUCUGUCACUGGGAGAAAAACAAGCCCCAUUGUACAGCAGCUGGAGACCAGAGCUGCUCAGAGUACAGUGAUUAACCUUUGCACAAAUCUCAUUUGCCAAACUCUAAUCAUUUAGCCCUUAUCAUUGUUACAUUCCUGACCUGGGUUUGACUACCUUAAAACUAAUCCCUGCUAUUAAUGUAGCUCAACCAGCAGAAUCAAACUCUUUUAUCACCAAGGUUUAAAUAUGAUUGUAAGGCCCUUUUCUAUGCCUAUCUCCACUAAAAGCAACUUGGAGCACACACAAAAUGAUAACUCACUGUGUUUGCACAACAGCACAGUGAUUAGACAUGGGACAAGAGUUACUCUUACCAAGGAAUAUCUGAUAUCCGUAGGUUUGGAGCAAAUGAGCCACAUAUAGGAUUCCUAGAAGUUAAACGUGUCUUUGCAAGAGCUCAUUUGUUUAAAGAAUUGUGCCUUCUAUUAUAUAUCUUUUAACUUAUGACAAAAGGCAUUUAUUUUUCUGCCCUGCCAAGAGGUUCAGUUUUGGUCAUUUGAUCAGACUAAGUGCAGCAAAGUGUUUGAGUUUAAUAAAUACAUUUACAAAGAGAAGACUUUCACUGGUUUUUGUCAUUUUAGAGAAACUGAAUAUAGAACUCUCACUUGGAGGGUGUGGGCAGGGGAACUCUUGCAACAUUAUUUUGUUACUUCUGUUUGCCGCUGUGUGGUAGGUACUCCAGAUAGAUAUUGUAAACAUCCUGUUCAGGUGUGUUGUGACAGAUUUAAGGAGCAGGUGGAACUUGAACUUGAGCCUUCUGGUUCAAAGGUAGAAAUGCUACCACUGCAUCACAAGAGCCGUCCAUACGAUACUCCAGGAAACAAUAUUGAGCUGGAUGAUCUGCAACUGUGGUGCAAUUUGCCUCUGGAAUAUGUAUCAAAUCUGAGUGUUUGCAUUGACUCAGUACUUAAUACUGUAGUGUUUGAUCAGCACUAUUUUUAGCCUUUCAAAACGGACACAAUAGAAUGUCUAUAGAAAUAAUUUUGCAAAAAAACUCAAAUAAUUUCCAUUUAAAUCCAUGUAUUUCUACCAGUUUUGCAUUUUUUCCAAAUAUGGAAGCUACUGCAAUUGACUCAUGGGCAUGAAGGUGGUCUAGAUCUACAUUUAUUUAAAAAUCAUUUUAAAAAUGUUAUUUACUCUGGUUAUAAAUGUUUUGCCCUUUGUAGAGAUCAUUCCACUGAGAACUUGAUAUAUUCUCAGCCAUUCCAGCAAGUGCAAAGCUAGUUGUGAAUCCUCUUAAGUCAGCUUGGUGGCUGUUCUAUCUCCUAGUGGAAUUUGUAUAUGCACAGCCUUUUAAUAUUUUUGAAUCAAACAGUUGAAAGGAGGUGUAAAUUGCCAGGAAGUUAGUUGAAAUGUUAAUCAGUUUUUAAAGCUUAUUUCUUCUCACUACUAUAAAACUGUUUCCCAAGUUAUUCCUGAUCUGUGCAGUGUUAAAUGAUUUUGAUUAGGGAAGCAACAGGAAAUGCUUCAGUUAGUGACAGGACUCUGAGGAUAAUUGGAAAUAAAACAUUGCCUUCCACUUUCCGAUCGCUUUCCAAUAAUUUUUUGCAGUGCACCCAUUUUUGUGGAAUGGACUUGGGGAUAUAUGAAUGUAUUUGCUGCCUGGAAAUUGAGGAAGCAUCAUUUGGAGAGACAAAAAUUCAGAAGCCAAUAUUAUGCAAUGUUCCAUUUCUUCAUUGCCCAUUCCAAGAACAGUUGUGUUCUAUUUAGUCAGCCAAUGACAGUGGAUGAGUAUGAGAUUUUGUUCAGUAUCCAGUUAUGUCUUGGAGUUUCAACACUGGGAAAAUAUGAUAUUGGUAAGAGAGUCAAAUUAGCUCACAUCAGAGAUUCUCUAGUUAAACCCUAAUUUAGUAGUUUCUGUAGACUGAUUUAUGAAACCAAGUUAGAUUUUUAAGUAAUAAUGACUUGCAAAAUUGUUUUAAGUUCUGUCAACUGUUCUAAUGGUAAUUCAAUUUGAGUACUUAUUAUAAUAGCAAAAGUAUAAAACUUAUGCCGCAUCCAGUAGAAUGAACCCCAGCUUGGUCAAGUCAGUAGUUACUAAACUAAAGACUGUUGAGUGCAUUUGUAUGUAGUCACCAUCACCACGCCAGCAGCAGUCUUUGUGGCAGACUAAGUUCAAAUUAUGUAUAAUGCUCCACUGUGGAGCUGUGAUGCUGCUUCCAACUUGAGAAGGAAAAUCAUUUAUUUGAAUCUGUGCUUUAAGAUCUGAAAAUUAGGUUAUGAUUCUCCGCCCCUGCUUUUCAAGGCUGUCAGGUUAGCCAUAUGUGAUUGUAUAACACUGUCUAACAUCUGUGUAUAGAUGUGUGAGCUAAUGCUAUUGCUGUACCUAGGGAGUUUGGUAAAGGGCAGGGAAAGCAUUGGUAAUUACUUAAUCAACUGAAAAGUUUUUAAUAUUAUUGUUAAAGUGGCUAAUCCUAUAGGAAACUUUAUCUGAUCAGGUGAUUAGUGCCUUAAACUUCAGUAUGGAUAGUAUACAGUUGGCAUCCAGGCAGCCAGCUCCUGGUAGAAUGAUAGAAAUCUAUCUGCCUGUGUAUCUGGGUGAUGUUUGAUUAAUGUAUAAAAUCUGAAUUUUCCUGCUUGAAAAUCUGACUGUGUCGAUGUGCAAAUAAUGAGCUCUUAUCAUGUGGUUCUGGAAGCGUUACAAUUCUCAACAUUUUUAAGCCAUUUAGAAAUUGCUUGAUGAUUUCUGUUUAAAAGAAGGAAAACAGUUUCAAACUGCUAUAGUCAAACUUCUCACUCCCUGGAAUAUCUUGGGGUAACGUUGGUCUGUUGAUGCUUAACUUUUAUGGGUGCCUCACCUGAUUUUUACUUAUUACAUCAAUUCUACCGUCAAUAAUGAAGACCAAAGGCAACAUAACUCCAUUAUCUCAUGUUUAGCAGUUUCAUUAUUCAGUUGAAUUCGCGUCUGAAUGAUAUGCUGGAGAGGUAGGAUAUGAUGGAUAAGAUCUGAACUUUGUGGUAUCUAUUAGGGCACUUGUAAUUUGAAAAGCUUCUAGUUCUUGCACAUGGUAUGUACAUAGGAGUAGCACUUAAGGUUUAUGUUGGGCACUCUAAAGAUAAUUAACCAGUAUUUUGGCACAUUUUAGGCUAGGUAAAAUGGCAUUUAGAUGUGUUUGCAUUUGACUAACUACCUAUGCAAGAUCUUUUCCCAAGCCUCCUUGACAAAGAUUAAGA